Messenger RNA from Exophiala aquamarina CBS 119918, 1638 nucleotides. RefSeq lists its product as uncharacterized. The coding region runs from base 1 to 1638 and encodes 545 amino acids. The transcript is spliced from 4 exons. The record is from RefSeq and is a predicted model, not a curated record. NCBI's taxonomy places the organism in Eukaryota, Fungi, Ascomycota, Eurotiomycetes, Chaetothyriales, Herpotrichiellaceae. Gene Ontology annotation, molecular function: iron ion binding; heme binding; monooxygenase activity.
AUGGGAGUCAUCCAUACGCAGGAUUUCUCAGUGGUGAAGUCGUUGUUUGCUGCUUCACCUCAGACUUUAUUGGCCUUAGUCAUCGUCACUGUUAUCGCAGCGCCCGUUGUGUGGGUAUUGGUUGACUAUGUCCGCAUUCUCCGACUUCGCCGAAGGAUGCCUCCGGGCCCGUUCCCUCUACCGCUGGUAGGGAAUUUCUUUGCCAUCCCCAAGAUCAAGCCGUGGAUUGCAUGGGAGAAAUGGGCCGAGUAUUAUGGGAAUCCAAUGGUCACUAUCUGGAACGGACAUCGGCCUAUCAUCAUGUGCAAUGAUAUCUGGACAAUAUCGGACCUUCUAGACAAGCGCGCAAGCAUCUACUCCUCUCGAGCGAGAAUGGUUGUGAUGGGAGAUUGUCUAAAUCAAACUACCUCUAACCAGGUCUGUCAAGUCUACGGCGAUCAAUGGCGGUUGCAUCGGAGACUAAUGCAUACUAUCGUAGGAUCUCAAGCGGUUAGAAGUCACCGGAGUUUCCAGAGCAAUGAAUCAAAGAUCUUGGUUCGGGACCUCCUGGAGAAACCAAACGACUUCGUCAUGUCAAUUGAACGAUACUCAUGCUCUGUCGUGUCAAUUAUAGGCUGGGGUCGACGCAUCGACCGUAUGAAUGAUUACGUAGCUCAAUGUGCCCUUGGGUUCAUGGAAGGCGUAGACUACAUUAUUCCAGGCCUAUUCAUCAUGGAAGCAGUCCCAUUCCUUGCGACCCUGCCAGGCUGGAUCUAUCCCUUACCCUCUACGAUACUCAACAACGCGAAACGUUUUCAGCGCUAUUUUUACGCGUUGUGCAAAGAAGGUAGUGGCGUCCGCAAGGACAACUUUGCGAAGAAACUGCUUGACCAGCAGGAGAAGACAGGCUUGAGCAACGAAGAAGUCGCUUGUAUGACCGCCAAUCUCAUCGGAGGCGGGGUGGAUACUACCAGCAGUUCCAUGAUCAGCUUCAUCCUGGCGAUGUGCGUCUUCAAAGACACGCAGAAGAAAGCUCAGGAAGAACUCGAUCGCGUGGUGGGUAGAGAUCGCAGCCCGGACUGGUCGGAUGAAGCAUCACUUCCCUACGUCAAUGCUCUGGCGACUGAAGUUCUCCGCUGGCGAACAGUCACGAUUCUCGGUGGCAUUCCUCACGCGCCUAUUCAGGACGACGAGUACCGAGGCUACCUGAUCCCGAAAGACACAUCCAUCACAGGCAACGUAUGGGCUAUCCACCGUAACCCGCAAGAUUUCCCCGAGCCUGACACCUUCCGACCGGAGCGCUUUCUCAACGGCCUCGAACGGCCAUACCCCAACAAACAGGGCCACAACGCCUUCGGCUGGGGCCGUCGCGUGUGCCCUGGCCAGCCUCUCGCCGAGCAGGGUCUUUUCAUGACCAUUGCUCGUAUCCUCUGGGCCUACAACAUUGAACCAGGUUUAGAUGACAAUGGAAACGAGGUCCAACUCGACAUCUUCGCUUACACGAAGAGUGAAAACAUGCGGCCUGAGCCCUUCAAAGCACGAUUCACGCCACGCACGCCACGCAUAGCCGAGAUCAUCCUCGAAGACGCCCGGAUCGCUAGGGAUGAGUUGCGACCCUACGACGGCGAGUCCAAGUUGACGCUGGAGAGUGUUGGGUGA